This is a messenger RNA of Leptidea sinapis, 789 nucleotides long. RefSeq lists its product as uncharacterized. The record is from RefSeq and is a predicted model, not a curated record. Lineage: Eukaryota; Metazoa; Arthropoda; Insecta; Lepidoptera; Pieridae. The coding region runs from base 111 to 644 and encodes 177 amino acids. The transcript is spliced from 4 exons.
GUUAUUAGGCCGACUUGUGAUUACUAGGUAAUUAUUAUAACUAGUGAAAAUAGUAAUUUUUAUUAAUCUCGCUACCGUUGGGACUGUAUUUCGAUAAGUGCGAGCGUAGGAUGUACAUGUUUCCGGGCAUUUUGGAAAACGUAGCAAAGGUUCGUUCAGAGUUAGUUAACGAUCUGGAAAUCCCUGAGAUAAGUUUGACACCCUAUGUUUGGACACCCGAGGAGUCACUCAGGUCAGAUAGUUCGUCGACGUGUGACGAUGUGUUGACGACUUCGUCGGACUCCAGCCUGGCGUUGUCGAGAGCUAUGACGGACUCUGAAAUCGACUAUGGACGAUAUAGUAGGUGGAAGAAUCGCAGUUACAGUGAUCCCUGGACAGAACUGCAGGCAGCUCUCGACGCUUUUCCUCCUGGCUAUUUGGAUUCCUUAAAGAGCUUUGAAUCCUCAUCUGAAGGCACAAUGGACUCCUGGUCGGAAAGUUCUCGUUUUACCGAGGAGCUGGUGGAAAAAAUGGAGAGGUUCUUCGAAGAGGAGUGCCGAGUGUUCACUCCGGAUGAUCCGGGACUACGGGACUUACAAGAGUCGCUGCAACUUUUCCAAGAUUCCGAUGCAGAUAGCAGCAUUGCCGAGUCUAAGCUAACAUAAACAGUCACAAACUGCAAUGUAACGUUAUAGUAUUAGGAUAAAGUCAGCGAUUUUCACGAGGGUGCAAUUUGAAGGCACAAGACGAAGAGAAUAAACGCACCACACCCGAGAAGCGGAAUCGCACUUUCCUUGAGUGAUGCAUUAU